AUGAUUUUGGGAACAGAAGUUAAUGAGUUUGUUUUAAAUAGAUAAUAAUCGAAAAUUCAUUACCUCUAAGAAGAAAAUAAAUAAUUAUAAGAAUAUAUAGUUGACCUUGAAAAUGUUAUAAAACUAAAUAAAUAAGCGAUGGGUCUUACAAUGGAAGGAAUGAAUAAAAGAGGUCAAGUAAAAAUGAUUUUGAAUAAUUUAGUUAACAUCUGAUUCUAGUACAAUGUCAAUGUGUUAUACUAAUUAUUAGAAUUCUUAAAUAGAAAGUGUGAUGAAAUUAUUGAAUGAAGAAAAUGAAAAAUUAAUGAAAGGAUUUACAAAUCAAUAGAGAAUAGCAUAAUAAUUAUAAACAAAGUUGUUUCUCUAAGAAUAGAUCUCAGAAGAGCAACAAAACUAUUACAAAGAUUUAAUAGCAGAUUUAGAAUAUAAAUUAAUAGAGUUAAAAAGAAAUAUUCAUGAUAAGGAAUUUGCAAUCUAAGAAUUAGAAAGAAUGAAACCUAUAUAAGAGAGAGAAGGAUAAUUAGUAAAAUUAGUAGAAAUUGUAACUCCAUCAGAAUAGAAUCUAAAAUUACAUGAAGAACUUGAAAAUGUUAGAAGUUUACUUACUAAAAUUACAACUGAAGCUUAAUAAAUAACAGAAACUAAUAAUACAUUAAGAGAAGUUAAUUAUGUAUACUUCUAUAUUUAAUUAAAAUAGCAUUUGAAGAGAGAAAUCUUUAAAAUGAGAAUUGUUUUACGAAGUUAAACUAAUUAUUAAUGUAUGAAAGGUAAAUAAAUCUAUUAAUAUUUAUAUUAGAUUUUGUAUUUAAUGAAUUCAUAGAUAAAACUGAUGAUAAUUUAGAACUUAAUAGAGAAGUCUAAAAUCAUAGAGGCAAAUUAGAAUCUUUACAUUAAGAAUUAUACGGAACUUAUGGUUUAGGAUAUGGAUUCUCUCCAGAACCAUAAUAACUUAAAUAUUUAAGCAAAAAUGAAAGAAUGAUUUAUUAAGAAAAAUUACAUAAAAUGGAAAUGAUGGUUAAAGGAUUUAAAGAAUUAUUUGAAAAAGAAAAAAACGCUAAUAUUCAUAUUCGAAAAUUAUAUAAUACAUUACUUGAGAAAUAUGAAUCCAUACUUGAUACCAAUGAACUACUUAUUAAAUCUAAUUAAUUAAAAGAUGAAAGAAAUGAAAAAUAGUAAAUUGAAUUACAAUUUUAUAAAAAAUAAAGUCAAAGUUUAAUGGAACAAUUAAGAAAUAGAAAAACAAUAUUUAAUUCUAUUGUUCUUAAUUAAGAAUAAGAUAUUGCUGUCUAAAUCUUUAGUCCGAGGUUUCAAUAAAGACAAUAAUCAAACUCAUUAUAAUCAUCAAAUAUGAAAAAUUAAUAAUCAUAUGAAUUAGAUAAUAAGAAAAUAAUAUCUAAAGAAUUUCAAUCAUUAAAAAACAAUCAAUAAUAAUAAUAAUAAUAAUCAUAAUCAUAAUAAUAAUAAACAGUUUAGAAAUAACAAUAAAAAAAUAUUCUAACUUAAAAACCAAAUUUACCACAAUUAGAAAUAGAUGAUUCAUCUUCAGAAGAAUAGGCAAAAUAUAUUUGUUAAACAGCAAGAGGAGAUAAUCAAUAAUUAAGAAAAUUAAAUUAAUAAUAAUAAUAAGGAUAAAUUCUUUAAUAUUAUGAUAUGACUAAAUAAGAAUGUAUAGAAUUUUUAAUGUCUAUGUUUAAUGAUUAUUUUAAGAAAUUAGAUGUAUAAAUUAUAUUUAUUAUUAUAGUUCAGCAAUAUAAAGAAAUUACAAUUAAUGAAGUAAAUUCAAGAUUAACCAAUAUUUAAAAAGGCUAUAAGAAGAUCUUACAGUAAUCCAUUCUUGUAUUUUUCUAAUACUAAUAAUAUUGCAUUUAAUUAACCACCAAAACAAUCAGUUUUAGCCAUUGUAUUAAUUUAUUAUAUUUAGACUAAAAAUGAAAUUUAAUUACUGUUGGCUGAAAUAUAAAGUAAAAAACAAAAUUAAAAUAAUUAUUAAGAUUAAGGAAAUGAUCUUUUUAGUGUUGACGUGUCUAAGAUUGAUAUUAAAUAAAAUAAAAGAUAGAUCAUCGAUAAUGAACUAAGCUUUAUUUCUAAUUUUGAAUAAUAAGACUGA
Molecule: messenger RNA, 2107 nt
Organism: Paramecium sonneborni
Lineage: Eukaryota; Ciliophora; Oligohymenophorea; Peniculida; Parameciidae
Source: the annotation of a GenBank genome assembly